GCUGUCAUUUUUUUGGUAUUGUUGGGAGUGAACUACUUGACUUGAAAAUGAAUUUCCUUGGCCAUAGGAAAAUUUAUGAUUGAAUCCAGUUAAAAUCAAUUUGGACGAGCCUUGGGCCAACUGCUUCAUUAUAUAAAAGUAACACCAAGAUCUACAAUUAAAGUAAAAUGGAAGACAAAGUCCUUACCGCAGAAACAUGGCCACAAGAAGCCGAGGCGGCGAUCAACGACAUACGCAAACACGUGAAAUCGGCCAACGUAUCAACACAGCUGAAAAACGACAACCAAAGGAUUUACAUCAACCUGACAACCCUGGAGAACUCCGACUAUUGUAUCGAGAUGUCCGCCUCCGGGUUCAGAGUCGUGGGCCGGACCUACGACGACACAACCCUAGCUAUCAUCGAGAACAUGAACUAUGAAACCCCCUACGCCUUGCUCAAUAGCAUCAGUCAGAAAUACAGGGAGUCUUUCGGCGGUGAGUUGAUGAAUAAGCUAUUGGAUCUCGCCAAAAAGGAGACUUGAAUUUUGAGUCGUUUGCGGACGAUUUUAGAGCUUAUUUUGUAGUAACAGCCUUACUAGACAUAGAUGUCACAUACACGAGCUUUUGGAGAAAUAUUGUUGGGUUUCCGAAUUUUCGAGGGUUGUUUAAAGUGAUAAGAAGGUUGUAAUUGGCGACUGUUGAAACUGUCAGUAUUUAUCAGUGCUAUAAAUGUAUUUAAAAGUAACAAUUAGACCAAAUUAGGAUAAAUUGUGAUCGUAAUAUUAUUUCUGAACGUAAAAAUUACGGACAUCAACUGGAUUCAUUGUUGUUUUGAAGGCAUGUUUAAAAUAUAAUAUACUAUACUAACUGUUUGGCAUCUAAAUGUAUUUGUAUGCAUGUAUAUGUUUAGUAGCUACAGAUAUGUCUGUGGUGUCCUCUUAUCUUAGUUCCUUAAUUGUGUGUGUUACCCUGUGUAAAAAUGCAGGCUUUUUGUCUAUGCUAGCUUGACAACGUAAAGCUAGGAUAGCGGUGCCGCCAUAUAGCCGCCGUCUCCAUAGUAAAUGAUACGGCUAAAUAUGGAUGUCCUAGUAUUUGUAUGGAGACGGCCGCUAUACGACGGGACCGCUAUCCUAAGAAACCAGAGCAUAAGGCCGUAAACGUAAACAUUAUAAAAUUGAAAUCUUUAUUGUCAUAUUGCGAGUUACAAUGAUCUUCAACCGUGAUGCGAAGCAGAAUAGUUUACGGACUUUGUACACUUCAUUUUUACUGUGUGGCAAUAAGUGGGUAGAUAUCUAUACUCAACUUCUUUAAUUUGAGAAGAUUGCGACUAUUUGUGACCACUGUGAUUGAAAUUUUAACUCUAACGGCCACAUGCAACAUUCACUAACCCGGGGUCAACAAACGUGGAGUUACCAUAUAUGGUUACCAGUACAAUAGGGAGUAUUAUUGCAAUGAUCUGCCGCCAGAGUGCAGCACUAAUGCACAUUGUAAACCAUAGAAUAACUUAUACAUACUAGGCCUAAAACAGUAUUCUGGCAAGUUUUCACUAUAACAUUGAUCCAUCAAGGCAGUUUGUUUAGAGGUGGCCUACCGCAAAACGUGAAAAAUCGAUCGAAUAGGCAAGAAUUAUAGAGAGGCAGAAACCGAAUUUUCGAUUUCCGUGUUUCGCGGACGCUUGUUCUAGUGAUGCCUUCUACGCUAAGUUUUGCGUAAUAUUCCCUAUUUGACACUGGGUUAACGGUUUAACCGGUUAACUCCGGGUUAAUGGGAUGGUACAAGUGGCGCUAAAGGUUGCACAAUGUAGGUAGGUGUUAGCUGUUGACUGUUUACUGUAUUUUCUAUGUGUCAAUUAAGUAAUAAGAUUUCUGAACAAUGUUUUUAGUUAGGAAUAAUUAUAAAUCUUCGCUCAGGUUACUAAUAUUAGGUAUAUGUAUAUUGUAUAGGUAUAAUACAUUGGGCCUUUGACCCAGAAUGAUGCUUACAUAUUACCUGUGGCAGUAUUGGCAGCUACGUAUAUAAUAAAAUGUAUAGAGCUCUACAAUACACCGUUAAUUAAAUGCGAAGUUUUCAACCAAAAUGUACCACAAUGUCGAUUGUUGAUAAGGUUCAUAUUCAUAUUCAUAUCUCUUUAUUGCUAUCAUGUUCAUCAGAAUACAGGUGUUACAAUAAAUACAUUUGUAGGUACAUGACACCCUGUUAGGGCACUGCAACAUUCUUAAGUCUACAAAUUACAUUUCUAGUAGGUACUAAUCAUAAUACAUAAUUAAAAUUAAAAUUAAUCUCAUUCAUCACAUAAAUUGUAUCGAGAGUAAUAUAACAUGUCAAUAGAAUAGAAUAUACAUAAUUGGAUCAGCGAAUUGCGAAUAUAGUAAAUUAAGUAAUAAUAAAAUUCAUAAAAUAGACUCAUUUAAAUAAUCUUUAACCUUAUAGUAACAUUUUGAUAUUAAGAGUUCUUUUAAUUGGUUUACAAAUUUUUGCUCUACAUUUUCGUCUUUGAUUUUGUUUGGUAACUUAUUAUAUAUUUUUAUAGCCAUGACAAAGGUACUGUUAGAGUGCAUUUUUAGUCUAGAGGAGGGCAGCAUUAACCGGUUUUUAUGUCGUAGGUUGAUUUCCAAUUGAAGCUACAUAUACAUAUAUGUAAAUAACGCCUUAUUGACAACCGGCAAUAAGUACCCUUUUGGUUGAUAACAUCACAAAUGAUCAAGCAAAGAUAUUAUAAAUAAAAAGGUGUGAUUUGCAUUGAACGUACUGAUCAAACGAAGGCUAAUGACAGUAAUGACAGAGUAACGGAUUCUCUGAAACCAUUAUAAUCGCUGAACAUACGUGGAGGUUAAAUCUAUAGCUAGCUCUUUAGGUCAUCUAUCACUGCUUUGGAUGUCGAUCUAUACUGUGCUGUAACCGCGAAAAUCGAAGUUCGCAAAUUGCGGGGAUUUUUCUCUGUCACUAUAAUUACGCCUUCGUUGGAGUAAAAGAGAAAGAUCCCCGCAAUUUGCGAAUUUCGGUUUUCGCGGUAGCCGCUCUGAACGCGUACCCGAGUAUAAAGAGUAUAAAAACCACAUUUGUAUAUGCUUCCUAGUACAAUCAAUGUAAAAAUAUUGGUGCACAAAUCAUACGCAAAAAUAUGUCUCUCUAUGUCAAAAAUAUGUCUCUCAAUAUGGUUCUUAUGUCAGUGAAUUAAGAACCAUACAUAUUUUUGAGUAAGUUGUCUAUACCUAUAUUUUAACACUUGUCUGUCCCUAUUUUUAUUGUUACGAGGCCGAAUCAACUUUUUGACUGACACAAACCUGUCCACAACUAUGAAACUUCGUUUUGAAAUUUUCUAUGUUUCAGUUAUGGGUAUAUGUUAAAACAUUGCAUGCCCCAACUGUUGAACCUAAUAAACAGAAACUAUGUAUACCAGAAGCCCGAUUCUUGGUAACUCCAGAGACAAAAUUUUAGAGUGGAUAUUUACUCACCCACCCACCCAAAAUUUUUCCACAUUUUUUAAUUUCUUCUAAGCUUGAUACCAUCGUUCGCAGACGUUUCUGCUUGUUAAAAAUUUUACUCCAGAGACACUUUAAGUGACUCAAGAGACACUCAAAAUUGUCGGUCAAAAAGUUUCUUCGCCCACGAAAACAAGAUUGUGGUGGAAUGCACGAUAUACAAAAAUACGCUAGAUUAUUUCGAAGAGACGUAACUCCGAAGAUCAAUAUACAUAAUAUCAACCAACAUAGUGGUGUAUGUUUUAAUGUGAUCAGAGGGCCUACCGCGAACACCGAAAUUCGCAAAUUGCAAGCAAAUUGGGGAUCUUUCUCUUUUACUCCAACGAAUGCGUAAGUAGAGUGACAGAAAAAUGCCCGCAAUUUGCGAGCUUCGAUUUUCGCAGUUAUAUGUAGACGCUUAGAGAAUAUAACCAAACGGAGUGGUCAUUAACAGGCGUUCCCCUCUGUCGAAAAUAGGCGGCCAAUGGUCAACCACAUGUCAACCACAUGUAUGGACUGACGUUUAUCUGACAUGGCUAUGUUUACGUUACGUAUACAUUUGAUGUGCCCCUCCCCCGGAAAAAACGGCAGACUAUUUUGUACCGAAAAUUAUAGACAUGGCGUCUCCGUUGGUUAUAUUCUCUGAAUAUUUAGGUGUGGUUGACCACAAGCGAUCGGAGAAGACAGUCAAUUAAAUAGUGCACAUAACAGAGUUAUUAAUCAACCCAAUGCUGACAUAACGAAUUAAAACGAUUUUUUCGACUUUAUAGUAUUAUCACAAAAUA
Molecule: messenger RNA, 4225 nt
Organism: Cydia fagiglandana
Lineage: Eukaryota; Metazoa; Arthropoda; Insecta; Lepidoptera; Tortricidae
Product: GSK3-beta interaction protein-like
Exons: 3
Coding region: 168-521 (117 amino acids)
Biological process (GO): regulation of canonical Wnt signaling pathway
Cellular component (GO): cytoplasm
Molecular function (GO): kinase regulator activity; protein kinase A binding
Source: RefSeq, a predicted model, not a curated record